This is a messenger RNA of Impatiens glandulifera, 1812 nucleotides long. RefSeq names its product 11S globulin seed storage protein Ana o 2.0101-like. The coding region runs from base 16 to 1812 and encodes 598 amino acids. The transcript has 5 exons. Lineage: Eukaryota; Viridiplantae; Streptophyta; Magnoliopsida; Ericales; Balsaminaceae. The record is from RefSeq and is a predicted model, not a curated record. Gene Ontology annotation, molecular function: nutrient reservoir activity.
UACUCAGAGAGCGCCAUGAACACUUCACUGCUCUCUCUCUCCUUCCUCCUCAUCAUCUUCUUGGGCACUGUCUCCGCCAGGAGCAGGGGACAGUCUGAACAUGGCUUUAGCCAAGAAGACCAGGCACAGUGCCAACUUCAGAGGCUCAAUGCCCAAGAACCCACAUUUAGAAUCCAGGCCGAGGCCGGCGAGUCCCAGAUCUGGGACUGGAAGGAUGAUCAGUUCCGCUGCGCCGGAGUUGUCGCCGCCAGGCAUACUAUUAACCCACGUGGACUCUUCCUGCCUUCCUACUCCAACGCCCCUCUCCUCAUGUACAUUGUAAAAGGUAACGGUAUGUCUGGAGUUUUGAUGCCUGGAUGCCCAGAGACAUUCCAAUCAUCUCAGGAAUCCCAGCAGCAGGAUGAUGAGAAAUCCACUAGGUUCCACGACCAGCACCAAAAGAUCCGACGAUUCCGACAAGGAGACGUCAUUGCCAUCGGCGCCGGCUGGACCCACUGGUGCUACAACGACGGUAACGAGGAUGUGGUAGCCAUAGUCGUUGAGGAUACCGGCAAUAACCUAAAUCAGCUCGACCAAAACCCACGCAAAUUCUUCCUCGCUGGAAACCCACAACAAGGAUUCGGAGGGGCAGAACAACAGGGGAGAGAAAAAUACUACCAGGCCCACCAGAAAGGCGAGAAGCAGAACGCCGGCAACGUCUUCCAUGGAAUCGAGGAGGAACUUCUGGUUCAGAUUUUCGGAAUAGACAGAGAGACAGCCAGGAAGCUUCGCGGAGAAGACGAUAAGAGAGGUCACAUUGUCCGCGUGGAACAGGGCUUUCAAGUCAUCAGCCCACCAUCGAGGAGGGAGGAGCAAGAAAGAAGAUUCGACAACAACGGCUUGGAAGAAACCGUUUGCUCUACCAAGUUAAUCGAGAACAUCAACGACCCUUCCCGCGCCGAUAUCUUCAACCCACAGGCCGGCAGGUUCAAUACCCUAACCAGCUACGACCUACCCAUUCUCAAAUCCUUGAAAUUAAGCGCAGAGAGAGGGGUUCUUUACAGGAACGCACUGGUGAGUCCUCACUAUAAGCUAAACGCACACAGCAUUCUAUACUGUACGAGAGGAGACGCUAAGAUUCAGAUAACUGACCAGAGCGGCAGCUGCGUGUUCGAUGAGGUGGUCCGUGAAGGACAGAUGGUGGUGGUCCCGCAGAACUUCGUGAUGGUUAAAGAAGCCGGUGAACAGGGAUUCGAAUGGGUUGCCUUCAGGACCAAUGACGUCGCCAUGCAAGGAACCCUAGCAGGACGGACGUCGGCCCUUCGCGGCCUUCCCGCCGACGUGAUUGCGGCUUCUUACCGAGUUUCAAGGGAACAAGCCAUGAGGUUGAAGACCAACCGGGAGGAGACUUUGAUGUUUGAGUCCAGAUACCUCGACGAGAAUAGAGUGCCAUUGAUGGAUGUCAAUGACACAGGUGUGAAGUACCUCGACGAGAAUAGAGUGCCAUUGAUGGAUGUCAAUGACACAAGUGUGAAGUUUGAUCAUGAGAAUACAUUUGGUUAUUUCAACUGCGGUGAAGACGAUGGUAUCGAUGAAGACGGAGUUUCCAAAUCGAGGACACUGAGGAGGGAGUCUGAUAAUGAUGGCGCCUAUAAGAGAGAAUCGAUGGCUAAGGAUUAUGGUGGUGAAGGAAGUAGAAAAUCAGACAAAAGAGAUAGGCAUGGCAACAACAAGGUAAGGGAACAAGCCCGAGAUCAAGCAAAUGCAACUACUGAUUCUGAGAUAUUGUUUACUGUCUACUAUAGGUUUCUUGAUUUUUUUAUUGGUAAUUGA